This is a messenger RNA of Microplitis mediator, 1223 nucleotides long. RefSeq names its product retinol dehydrogenase 13-like. NCBI's taxonomy places the organism in Eukaryota, Metazoa, Arthropoda, Insecta, Hymenoptera, Braconidae. Bases 176 to 1153 code for a protein of 325 amino acids. The record is from RefSeq and is a predicted model, not a curated record. The transcript has 4 exons.
UCAGUUUGCCGCCAUUUUUAAUCAUAACCUAAAGUUGCAUACUCGCACGUGAAACUUUAUGUAAUUUAUAUUUGUACUCAUAUAUUUAUCUCUGUAUGUCUAUUUAUAUUGUUUAUUGAUAAUUAUUUAUUAAUUACUAACUAUUUUAAUAACAAAAUAAUAAAUACAUUUCAUUAUGGGGAUUAAAAUACCAAAAUCUGUGGUUUUUGGAAGUGCAGCCUGUACGAUUGUCGGCGGUAUUUACUUAAUCAAGGAUAAAAUUGCCGGAACCGCAUACGAAGGCAAUGAAAAAUUAACUAAUAAAGUUGUAAUUGUAACUGGUGCAAAUACUGGAAUUGGCAAAGAAGUGACACGUGAUUUAGCUAAACGUGAAGCUAAAGUUAUUAUGGCAUGUCGUGAUUUAUUUAAAUGUGAAAAGGCACGCAAAGAAAUCGUUUUGGAAACGAAAAACAAAUUUGUUUACUGUCGUCAAUGUAAUUUAGCAUCUCAAUCGAGUAUUAGAGCAUUUGUAGAUAAAUUCAAGAAAGAGAAUGACAGACUAGACAUUUUAAUUAAUAACGCCGGCGUAAUGCGAUGCCCAAAAGGUGUAACGACCGAUGGAAUCGAAACGCAGUUGGGUGUCAAUCAUAUGGGACAUUUUCUGCUUACUAAUUUACUGCUGGAUACUCUUAAAGCCUCAGCACCAUCGAGAAUUGUUGUGGUGUCAAGUGCAGCUCAUCGUAAAGGAAAAAUCAAGACCGAUGACUUUAAUAGCGAGAAUAGUUACGAUGGAGCUGAGGCUUAUGCUCAAAGUAAACUCGCCAAUGUCCUUUUUACCAAAGAAUUAGCAAAAAAAUUAGCCGGUACAGGUGUUACUGUAAAUGCAGUUCAUCCAGGGAUCGUUGACACUGAGAUUACUCGUCAUAUGUCUUAUUCUAAGAGUACUACUGCCACUGUUAUGGUGAAACCUUUCUUUUGGUUGUUUAUUAAAACACCUAAGCAAGGAGCCCAGGCUGUACUUAAUGCUGCUUUGAAUCCUGAGUUGCAAAAUGUAACUGGAAAAUACUUGAGUGAAUUUAAAAUUGUUGAAGAAGAAGAAGAAACAGAUGAAGUCAAAAAUAAUAAAUUAGCUGAGUGGCUCUGGAUCACCAGUACCAAGUGGACUAAAUUAUAGAAUAUAUUUAUUUUAGUUUCAUUUGAUUAUUUUAUUUGUUAUAUAUAUGUACAUAGUAAUUAAAAUUUGU